Molecule: messenger RNA, 3147 nt
Organism: Chrysoperla carnea
Lineage: Eukaryota; Metazoa; Arthropoda; Insecta; Neuroptera; Chrysopidae
Product: prominin-like protein
Exons: 19
Coding region: 6-2858 (950 amino acids)
Cellular component (GO): membrane
Source: RefSeq, a predicted model, not a curated record
CGGAGAUGAAAACAAAAGUUUUUGUUUUUGCGUGUACAAUAUUUGUAUUAACAGUCAGUACCUGGAUAGGAGCUGGAGCUAGUUUUACAACUAGAGUGAAAGGCAUUAGUGAAGAUUUAGAAAAUGCACUUGGACGUGUAUUAAAUGUUGAUAAUGUUUCCUUUACACCGUUACCUAUGAAUCGAACGUAUAAUAGUACGACGGCAUAUUAUCCUAGGGGUAUGACAGGCGUCUACAAUGUCACCAAGAUUGUUAUACAAUUCAUUAUGGCCAAGGAACCACUACCUCCAGGUUUCCUUAUAUACGAUGAUAAAGCUGGCAUGAUAAAGCCAGCAGGUGAUUUAAUGUCCGAAUGGUUAACACUUUUAAAACAUUAUGGUGGCAUAUUAGCGAUAUGUUGCGUUGCAAUUAUAUUUAUUGCUAUCAUGCCAUUUGCGGCAUUAUUCUUUUGUUGUUGCCGUUGCUGUGGCAGAUGUGGAGCACGUUCGCAACCAUUUGAUAAAAAACAUGAUAUGUGCAAGAAAGUGUUGUUAUCAAUGUUAUUGAUUUGUAUCACAACAUUAAUGCUAUUUGGUGUUGUUUCUGCAUUUGUCACAAAUACGUACAUGCAAAAUGGAACAGAUGAAUUGCCAAAUUCUGUUCGUACAUCAAUAAAAGAUACACGUGGUUAUAUAUCCUUCACACAAUUGCAAUUAGAAACAUUGUUGGAUACAAAUUUCCAAGAGCUCGAACAAAAUUUGAUUGAUAUACUAGACACAAGUGGAGCAAUUGUUUCGGAGAAAUUAAAGGAAUAUUCAAAUGCUGUCGCCUUAAGUCAACUAGCAGGUAUCGUUCAUGAUUUGCCAGAUGUUAGUCGAGAUUUAAGGAAAAUGAAAACAGAGACAACUGAUUUAAGAACAAAUGCAUCACGAUUGAAUGAUGGUUUGCGUCACGUAAAAGCAGAAUUAUUACGUGAAUUAACUGAUUGUCAAACUGCUGGAGUUCGUGAAUGCAAAGAAUUUAAAGGUUUAAAUGAUAUUGGAAAAUUAGAUACAACUGUAGAUUUUAGUAAUUACCUUGAUAGGUAUUUCCCGAGGUUACCAGAUGUAAGUGAAUCAUUAAAGAAUAUCACCGAACUAUUGGAUAGUAAUAUUGUAGAAGAAGUUCAAAAAGGCAAAAAGGCAUUCGACGAUAUUCAAAAACAAAUUCAAAAGGCUGUGGAUGAUAGUAUUCCGGUUGUAAAAGAAGCGAUUGCAGGGGCAGGUGAUGCUAUUAAAUCAAAUGCAAAGAAUUUAACAAAUAUGUUAACUCAAGCAUCCGAUGCAAUUGGCCAACAUAGUAAAAAACCAAUUGAUCAAGCUGAUUUGUAUUUAGCUCAAUACUCAAUUUAUCGUUGGUAUGGUGGUCUUGCCAUCAGUACUUUACUAUUAAUUGUAGCCUUGUGUGCUUCAUGUGGUCUUCUAUGUGGAAUCUGUGGAAAACGACCAGAUGGAUACGGUGAUGAUUGUUGCAAUAAAGGAUCUGGCAGUAAAUUUUUAAUGCUUGGCGUAGCUAUAAUCUUUCUAUUCUCAUCCGCAUUAAUGGCUGUUUGUAUAGCAACAAUGUUAAUUGGAAUUGUUACUGAAAAAGGUGUAUGUGAACCAAUGAAACAACCAACAGCUCCAUCAUCAACUGAAUUGUGGUCUUUAAUUGAUCAAUUUAUUGGAUUAGAUAAAGCAACCGGGUUAAAUUUGGAACUUAGUCAAGUGAUUGAUUCAUGUCAUCGAAAUAAAAGUGUUUAUAAAGUUUUAGCUUUAGAACAAAAAUUUAACUUGAAGGAAUUAGAAUCAAAAGAUAAAAUUACUAUGGAUCAUGGAAUAACAAUUUUAACAAAAGAAGCAAAAGGAAAAUUACAAAAAUUAGCAGAUUCAGGCAUUGGUGAUAUUAAAUUCGAUCGUUUUACCGAAAUUUUACGUGAUAAUAUAACUUCAAUCAGUCUAACCGAUCUUUCACAUAAAUUAACGGAUACUGCAAAUAAAAUUGGUGAUAAACAAGAUCUGCAACAAAUUAAAUUAUCUUUACAACGCAAUGCAUUAUAUUUAGAAACAUUCCAAAACACAUUAGUUGUACCAAUGGUGCAAAGUGCAGAAGAUUUAAAAGAAACUGCUGUACGUCUAGAAGAAGGUUUGAAAUUUAAUCAUUCAUCAUUUAACGAAGCGGUUAAUUACUUAUUAAAGGAAGUAGAAGAAGCACAAGAAUAUCUACAAACAAAUGGAACAAAAGAUGUUGCCGAGAUCGCUGAAGAAUUUGCAACAAAUUUAGAAGGUCGUAUCAAACAUUAUCUACGUCAUGUAGCUUAUGAACUAGAACAUAAUGUUGGACAAUGUGGUCCAAUCAGUAAUGCUUACAAUGCUACCGUCGUAGCUGCAUGUAGUAAAAUAGUACAACCACUUAACGCUUUUUGGGUCAGUUUGGGAUGGUGUAUACUAUUAUUCAUACCAACUUUAGUAUUAUCUGUCAAAUUAGCAACAUUAUACCAAAAAUCUGAUCCAUAUCCAGGCCCUUUAGUUGAAGCUGAAUAUAUGUAUGACGCAUAUGCUGACAGAGAUAACAUUCCAUUAGCCAAUGCACAUAGAAAGAAAACUAAGAAAUGUGGUCGUGGACCAGCAUACCAUCAAGAAACUUAUGAAAAUCCAGGAGGUUAUGCAAGUGAUUCUGCUGCAAAUGUACGUUCUGCCGGAGAUGCUCCAAGCAGCAGCAGAGAUAUGCGAUACACUGAUAUGGCACCAAAACACUGGGAGGAUUUUCCGAACGGGGGCCCACCACAAUAUCAUAGCCCGCCUACAGAGUAUGAGAGGCCCCCGCCAUAUUAUUACCCGGGCCCGGGAACUCACCCGUAAAAAAAUGACAAAAUGAAGAAACACCGUUUGAUAAAAGUUAAUUUUAGAUAUUUAGAUUAGAAUAGAAUUUGUAGGCACAAAAAAAUUUUGUUCAGUCAGCACUUUAUUUUGUAAAAAAAAAUAUUUUACUGAAAAUUGAGAUUACAAAAAAAAUAACAAAAGAAGAAAAAUACUCAAAAACUAACAAAAAAAAAUGGUCAAAAUGAGAAUUUUAAUUUUUAAUUAAUUUGAUUAAACUCAUAAACAAAAACCAUAAGCUGCCGAAAUGAACUAAUAUUCUUAAUUCUUA